Notolabrus celidotus (New Zealand spotty) is the source of this 15137-nucleotide messenger RNA. It is a transcript of the gene arfgef3, whose product is annotated as ARFGEF family member 3. Bases 553 to 7431 code for a protein of 2292 amino acids. Gene Ontology annotation, biological process: regulation of ARF protein signal transduction. Gene Ontology annotation, molecular function: guanyl-nucleotide exchange factor activity. The record is from RefSeq and is a predicted model, not a curated record. The transcript has 42 exons. NCBI's taxonomy places the organism in Eukaryota, Metazoa, Chordata, Actinopteri, Labriformes, Labridae.
UGUAAAUACAGUGUUGCCAGGUCUGUUAGAAAUCCGCCUCUUCGCUGUAGGCUUUGGCGAGCGCUGUGGCGUAUUCCUGGUGCGUAAAGCAGCUCGUUAUGGGGGAUAGGAGAAACCGGAUCUGGAUUCGUGUGUGUCGGCGUGAACGGAUUUCAAAACACGGUGGUACAGAGGAUUAGAUGGCUAACGAGGAAGAGAGAAGGGCGUUUAUUUACAACAUUUAUAUUUUCUGUCUGGGUUUUAAUUUAUGAUAAUUCCUCGUCAGAUGACUGAGGAUAUUUGCACUUCAGACAGGAGGAGUCAGCGGUGGAUUUAUGCGUAAAAAACAAACACUUCUCCCUCCUUCCUCCUCCACAGGAUUGACGGCUGGCCUGAUAUCAUUGGCUGCUCGUUGGGAAUGAAUCAUCGCCUUCAUCAGGGGGGGUUCAGGGAUGCUGUCACUGUCACUGCACCCUUAAAGUACCACAGACAACCCCACUCGUACACAAAUCCACCCCGCCUGAGUGUCUCUGUUAUCUGACAUCACGAAGCAGCUCAUUCUCUGGAGCCAGCAUGGAGGAAAUCCUACGAAAGCUGCAGAAAGACGCGUCCGGCCACAAACACAAAGCUAUCCGCGAUGCCUGCGUCUACGCCUGUGAAACCCUUGUGGCUCAAAAUGGAUCGGCCAAGAUAUCCCCUUCACAACUUCGAGAGCGCUGUCUGCUGCCUCUACAGAUGGCUCUGGAGUCUAAAAACACCAAACUGGGACAAACAGCUCUCACUGGGAUGCAGAAACUCCUGUGUGAGGACAGAUUUGUGGGUGGAGUCAGCAUGGAGGUGGAGGUCCUGGAGAAGCAGCUGCUCAGCCAGAUGUUGGAGGCUAUUAGAGUAACCCCAUCCCUCCAUGAAGACCUGCAAGUGGAGGUCAUGAAGGUCCUGCUGUGUAUCACCUACUCACCAAACUUUGACAUUAAUGGAGACUCCAUCCUGAGGAUUGCUGAGGUGUGUAUCGAGACCUACGUGUCCAGCUGUCACCAGCGCAGCAUCAACACGGCGGUGAGAGCCACGCUGAGCCAGAUACUGGGAGACCUGACGCUACAGCUGCGGCACAGACAAGAGGGUGCAGAUGGAGACGAGGUGAUUGCGCCGCCCCUGCAUAGAAGAGAUAUUUCUCCUACAAGCCAGGCUCUGUGUGAAGACGUGGUGACUGUACUGACUGUUUUUUGUGAGAAGUUGGAGUCUGUGGACAGUGGAAACCAGCUCCUGCAGCUCCUCUACCUGGAGUGCCUCCUCUCAAUGCUCAGCAGCUGUCCUCCCACAAUGCACCUGUCUAGAGGUUUCACUGAUCUUGUAUGGAAGCAGCUGUGUCCGUCUCUUGUGGCGAUCAUGGGGAAUCCUGUCAAUGACAAAACCAUUGCUUCUAACCACGGCUACAUGGGGACGCCCACCAGAGACCGUCUCACCGAUAGACUCAGUCUAGGGAUCAGCCAUGAAGUGGACAUCUUCAGUGGAGGGAUAUCCGAUCAAGGCAGAGGAUCUGGUUGUUCCUCCAGCGCCCCUGCCAGGAUCGCACCUGUAGUGCGGACAGUGUGUUACAUUGCUGCCGAGCUUGUGCGCCUGGUGAGCUGCGUGGAGUCGAUGAAGCCUGUGCUUCAGUCCCUCUACCACAGAAUCCUGUUGUACCCGCCCCCUCAGCACCGCACCGAGGCCAUACGCAUCAUGAAGGAGAUUCUUGGCAGCCCUCAGCGGCUGUACGACCUGGCCGGCCCUUGCGUUGCUGAGCCUGAAACCAGGAAGCGCUCCUUCUCCAAGAGGAAGUCCCACCUGGACCUACUAAAACUAGUGAUGGAUGGGAUGACAGAGGCCUGCAUGAAGGGAGGCAUCGAGGCCUGUUACGCUUCAGUCUCCUGCGCCUGUGCUCUCCUCGGGGCGCUGGAUGAACUGUCCCAAGGACGCGGCAUUCAACCUGAGCAGGCUCGGCUACUCCUAAAACGACUCGAAGAUCUGAAAGAAGGGACAGAGUCGACACGCGAGUCCAUGGAGAUCAACGAGGCAGACUUCAGGUGGCAGAGACACAUCCUGUCCUCAGAGCAGCCUCCUUGGGACCCCACUUCUUCUUCCUCCAACGUCGCCACCAGCGGAGCCACCGAGCGCAGCCCCGACAUCAGCAUCAGCAUCACCACAGAAACGGGCCAAACCACCCUGGACCUGGAGGUGGGGGAGCUCGGCCUGGGUCACACCACUCCCGAGGACUGUGGGGAGGAAGCACACCUCCCCUCGCCGUCAUCCUGCGGGGGCCAGGAGGGGAAAAAACAUGAGCUGAGCAUGGAGGUGGGUGAGAGGAUUCAACGUGAGGAGAUAGGAAGCACAGUGGAGGUCGAGGGGAGAGGAGAGAAACCAAGAGCUGGAGGAGGAGAGAGAGGAGCUGUGGUUCCUCCAGAUGUUGUGCAGCGAAGUCAUGCCCUGGUCUACCCAGACAUCACCAACUUCCUGUCUGUGGAGUCCAGGACCAGGACCAUCCACGGAGGAGGGUCGCGAUACAGCGAGAGCAAUUUCAGCAUGGAGGAGCAGGACUUGUCUCGGACAGAGUUUGACUCAUGUGACCAGUACUCCAUGGCUGCUGAGAAAGACUCUGGACGCUCCGACGUGUCCGACAUCGGUUCUGACAACGUCUCACUGGCUGACGAAGAGCAGCAGACCCCUCGCGACUGUCCGGGUCACCGCUCCCUGCGCACCGCCGCCCUGUCGCUCAAACUGCUCCGCAACCAAGAGGCAGACCAGCAGAGUGCACGCCUCUUCUUUCAGUCGCUCGCCGCUCUGCUGCCACGGCUGCUGGGAUUGGCGACCGCAACCGAGGUGGACCUGUCGCUGCAAAACUUCACCUCCUCCUUCUGCUCUGGCCUGCAAGCUGGUGGGAUCCACUCUCCAGGUUUCGAGGCAGGUGACACUCUGAGCUGUCAUUCUCUGAUGAAUGCAGACGGUCUGUACCUUGUGUCGUACUACGCUCUGCUGCUCAACCUCAAACUUUGCUGCUGUGACUACUACAGACGACGGACGCUCACACCUGUCCUCAGUCUGAAAGAGUUUGUGCGUCUGAUCCAGAGCAGCGGAGUCCUCGUGGUUCUGUCUCAGGCCUGGAUCGAGGAGCUCUACCACCAAGUGUUAGAUCGCAACCUGCUGGCUGAAGCUGGUUACUGGGGCUCACCUGAAGAGCACACACUGCCUCUUAUCACCAUGCUGACAGAUAUCGAUGGUCUGGGCAGCAGUGCGAUUGGAGGUCAGCUGAUCAGGCGGGCUUCCAGCAGAUCCCCACUCAGCUGUGACAAGGCUGGCAGUGACACUGUGAUGGCAGGUGCUGUCUUCUCCCGUUUCAUCCUCACUGGCGUGUGGAAGAACCUGAUCGACGUCCUGUCCACACCGCUGACGGGUCGCAUGGCGGGCAGCUCAAAGGGCCUGGCCUUCAUCCUUGGAGCGGAGGGUGUCAAAGAGCAGAGUCAGAGGGAGAGAGACACCAUCUGUCUGAGUUUAGAUGGGUUACGAAAAGCUGCUGCCCUCAGCUGUGCUUUGGGUGUUGCUGCCAACUGUGCAUCAGCUUUGGCCCAGAUGGCUGCAGCCUCCUGUGUGCAGGAAGAGAAGGAGGAGAAGGAGGUGUGUGAGACGGGAGAUGCCAUUACACAAGUGAAACAGCGGGUCGAGCAGCGUCUGGAGCAGAUCGCUCGUCCUCAGGGAGUGCGACUCCACACUGCUCACGUGUUGUGUAUGGACGCCAUCCUGAAUGUGGGACUGGAGAUGGGCAGCCACAACCUGGAUUGCUGGCCACAUGUAUUCAGAGUGACAGAGUACAUCAGCUCACUGGAGCACACCCACUUCAGUGACGGCUCCACACAGUCGUCCUCUCUGACCACCAUCACCCAGCAGGCAGGGGGCAUAGAUCUAGGGUUGGAGCUGAGCUGUGAGCCCAGCCCAGAAUCCUCUGAUUUGGGCCUGAGCCAGCCAGUCAUCCAGCCUCUGUCCAUCCAGGAGCUGCUGAGGGAAAGCAGCAGAGGAGGCCGAGGCCUGGAUGGGAAGACCGGCAGCCUGAUGACUGGGAACAGUGCUGCCAAGGCUGUGUGCACACUGUCAACACAGGCCGACAGGUUGUUUGAAGAAGCAGCUACCAAGCUGAACCUGGUUGGUCUGGUCGGCUUCUUGCAGCAGCUCAGGAAAGCUUCUCAGUCUCAGUUGUUUGACUCUGUCACUGAGACUGGAGACUACUCACUGGCAAUGCCAGGAGAGGCCAAGUCCACCCUGGACCGUCGCAGUGCUCUUCAUCUCUUUCGUCUGGGCGAGGGGAUGCUGAGGAUCGUUCGGAACAAGAAUCGGCCUCUGCUCCACAUGAUGAGGGCCUGGAGCGUGGUGGCUCCACAUCUGGUGGAGGCUGCCUGUCAUAAAGAGCGCCACGUUUCCCAGAAGGCAGUAUCCUUCAUCCACGACGUUCUGACCGAGGUGCUGACGAGCUGGGCGGAGCUUCCACACUUCCACUUCAACGAGGCGCUGUUCAGGCCCUUUGAACACAUCAUGCAGCUGGAGCUCUGUGACGAGGACGUGCAGGACCAGGUGAUAACAUCGAUAGGCGAGCUGGUGGAGAUGUGCUCCCCUCAAAUCCUGUCAGGGUGGAGGCCUCUAUUCAGCGCUCUGAGGACUGUCCAUAGCAGCAAGACUGAUACCAAAGACUACCUGGUGGGGGAGUACUCCAUGGGAAAGUCCCAGGCUCCAGUGUUUGACGUCUUUGAGGCUUUCAUCAACACCGACAACAUCCAGGUUUUUGCGAACGCUGCCACCGACUACAUCAUGUGUCUAAUGAAGUUCGUUAAAGGCUUAGGAGAGGUGGACUAUAAGGAGAUUGGGGACUGUAUCCACGUGUCAGGUUACAGCUCCACUGACCUUUGCCUGCCUGCUCUUGACUACCUUCGCAAAUGUUCCCAGUUGCUGGCCAAGAUCUAUAAGAUGCCAUCCAAGCCGGUGUUCCUCGGGGCACGACUCGCCAGCCUGCCAAUGAGAUCACAGGAACGCUCCAUCAGCACUGAGGACGGGAUGGACUGUGUCCUGCAGGAGUUUGAUGACGACACUGGUCUCAUCCAGGUGUGGAUUCUGUUGUUGGAGCAGCUGACAGCAGCUGUGUCAAACUGUCCUCGCCAACACCAGCCUCCAACCUUGGAGCUGCUUUUCACUCUGCUCAGAGAGGUCUCUAAUGUGCCAGGCCCCGGCUUUGCCAUCUUUUCCGUCAUUCAGCUGCUGCUUCCUGUGAUGGCACUGUGGCUACAGCGCAGCCAUGGUGACCACUCCUAUUGGGAUGUGGCAGCUGCAAACUUUAAACACGCCAUUGGUCUGUGCUGCGAGCUGGUGGUGGAGCACGUCAACAGUUUCAUCCAUUCAGAUAUUGGCUACGAGUCUCUGAUCAACCUGAUGCUGAAGGAUCUGUUUAAGCUGCUCGUAGCCUGUGUGUCUGAACCUGCAGAAACAAUUUCCAGAGUGGGAUGCUCCUGUAUCAGGUAUAUUCUGGUCACAGUGGGUCCUGUGUUCACAGAAGAGAUGUGGAGGUUAGCCUGUUGUGCUCUGCAGGAUGCUUUCUCUGCUACGUUAGAGCCUGUCAAGAACCUUCUAGCAUGUUUUCAUAGCGGCUCAGACAGCUUUUCUGGAGACGCCUGUGAGGUGAAGGUGGCAGCUCCGUCACACUCGCCCUCAGCUGAGGCUGAGUACUGGAGGAUCAAGGCAAUGGCUCAGCAGGUCUUUAUGUUGGACACCCAGUGCUCACCAAAGACACCCAAUAACAAGGAAGGCUUUGAGCAUGCUCAGUCCUGUGUUCUCAUCAUCGAGCUGCCGCCUGACUCCCAGUCCAACGGACACACUCAGAAAAGGAAAAUUGGGAUCCCAUUUCGGACCAUCGUGGUGAGCCUGCUGUCCCACCAGGUCCUGCUGCAGAACCUCUACGACAUCCUGCUGGAGGAGUUUGUCAAGCAGCCUGAGGGACAAGAGAAGGUGACACCUGUGAGCUCAGACCCCAGCAGAGCUUCAGCUGGCUUCCUGCGCUACAUCUCCAUGACAAACUUAGCUAUAAUCCUGGAUCUGCUGCUGGAUUCUUACAGGACGGCGCGUGAUUUUGACACUCGGCCAGGUCUGAAGUACCUGCUGAUGAAGGUGUCAGGAGUCUGCGGAGCGGCUAAUCUUUACCGUCAGUCUGCCAUGAGCUUCAACCUGUACUUCCAGGCCCUGCUGUGUGCCACACUGAGCCAAGCUGACGGCAUGACUGCACAGCAGGUGAAGAGGAUCCUGUAUGAAGAAGAAGAGGGGAGUUCUGACUCCUCUCACCCUGGAUCUGCUUCCUCAGAGGACGAGGAUAUCUUUGAAGAAACAGCACAGGUUAGCCCCCCUCGCGGUAGGGAUAAACGCCUUCACUGGCGAGCCCCUAUCCCGUCUCUCAGCGUGCAGCCGCUGGGCAGCGCGGACUGGGCCUGGCUGGUGAAACGCCUCUACAAGCUCUGCAUGGACCUGUGCAACAGCUUCAUCCAAAUGCACCGGGACCUAGAGAGCACACUGGAGGAGACGGCACUGCUGAGAGGAGGACCAGGAGGUGGAGGAGAUCACGUCUUCUUCCUGCCCCUCUUUCAGUCUGAGACUUCCACCCCAACAUCGGCUGGUGGGCUUUCAGCGAGGGGGACGCCAUCAGAGGAAGGCGGGUACAGAUGUCAAACCGACAUUAGUGCAGCAUCACCUGGAGACACGCCCACACCCAGCCCAGGAUUCAGCUGCACAGGAAGUCUGCCCCACCACCACCGAAGCGGUAGUGAGAGGAGAGAAUCCAGCCUCACAGGGAGCUCGGUGGGAGGAGCUUCUGUCAGCUCCGGACCAGGAAGAAGAAAAGAAUGGUGGGAAAGCGCUGGGAACAAACUCUACACCAUCGCCACAGACAAAACUAUCAGUAAGCUGAUGAUGGAGUACAAGCGCAGGAAACAGCAGCAGCAGCAACCACAGCAGAGUCAGCUCAACCUGUUCAUGAAGGAGCAGGGCCGGGCAGCUGCAGGGGUCGGGGAGAGGAGGGGCCCAAUGGAGCCACAGAGGCCCCCACAGAGGCCCCAGCAACUGGUGGACCAGCAGGUUCCCCCUUUGAGGCACUCUGUAAGCGCGGGACCUGAAGUCCUGAGGCAGGAGAAAAGACCACGGUCAGGAUCCACAAUCAGUUCCCACAGCAUCUCACUGAGGGACUCUGAGGCUCAGAUACAGGCCUGGACGAACAUGGUCUUGACUCUCCUCAACCAAGUCCUCCUCCUGUCAGACGCCUCCUUUCUGGCUCUCCAGCCGGCGUUCUACCCCUGCCUCAGCCAGCUCACCUGCCACGUGACGGACGCCCGAGUUCGCCAGGCGCUGCGUGAGUGGCUGGGCCGGAUCGGCAGACUCUACGACAUCAUUCUGUGACGUUGCAGCGGAGAAAUGCAAACAGCACUGGACUAGUUUUUGAGUCGGUCUGUCGGUGAAGGAUGACGAACAGGUGAAUUAUGAAUGAGAUGGAUGCAGUUGAUGACAGCGUCACUAUGCAGUAGAUUGAUGAAGCGUUUAAUCAGCUGAUGAUCCCGCGGUGUAUCGCACUAGCAGAACAUUUAGAGACUGGGGGGACGUCGGUGAGCAUCAUGUGACAUCAAGUUUGAGGAUGUGAUUGUGAAUGUGCCAUUUCUGCCUCUUGUGCUUCGGUCAAAGAUGUUCAGCAUCACACAACAAACACUCAAAGAAAACACACUCCUCCUCGUCUUUUCUCUAUAUUGUGCCUCUUUUUCUCCUCUCUCCUCUGAAAUGUAUCUUCAGUUCCUAAAAUACAUCUUGAGAAGAGAGGUGCGAUGAGAGGAGGCUUGCUCGAAGAGCUCAGAUGACGCACAGGUGUAUCUCGGAGGCUUGACCUACAGCUGGUAGAUACAAACCAUAAUUAUAAGUUGUCAUGAACAUUGUUAUACUGAUCUGAUGGAGACUAUAAAAGACAGCAGCAGGCUGAAACAGCAAAUUAGGCCCAAGAUGCAGCUGUGCCAUAAUUCAUACAAAGUUAGCAUCACUUCAAACUUCGCUAUGAAGCAUUACUGUAACUUCUUCACCUUCUCAGCUCGCAUCUCAAGAAAAUAGAAGGAGUUCUUCUAUCAAAGCUUUUGAUGAUUGGAUUGAAAUGCCAUUUAAAAACACAACUGUUCAUAAUAUUGUCACAGUAUUGCAAAGUUCUCCAAUAACAGCAUCAAUGCCUUCAACAGAGAACCUCUACAGUCAGACAGUGCUAACAGAAAUAAAGGCAAAAAACAAUCAGAGACUUCAGAGAUCAGACUGAAAAUUGCUCCAUGUCGUCACAGAAAUCGAAGGGAAAUAGAGGAUCUUUGAUUGAUUUUCAUUCAGGCCUGUGUUUCUUCUGGCUUUGAUAACAACGCAAAUAACAAUACAAACUGCACAUCAGCAUUUAUCUCCUACACAGGACUUUCACCAGAUCCGUGUUCGGACUGUUUCUGAAUCCGUUGCGGUCCGACUCUGGGCUCUCUCGUCCGUCAACACCCACCGGUUGUGUUUUCGGGACGCAGUACGGAUGCGUCAUGCUCUGGCAUCUGACAAAAAAUGGAAAUCUAUCUUAUCUGAUCCCAGAAGGCUCCGGUGUGCUGGAUCAGAGACGCAGCCUGAACCCAAAAGAGCAGAUCCAGUGGAAGUUAACACAUUGACUAGAAUAGAAGCCUAUCAGAUCCAGUGCAGUGAAGGAUCAGAGACUGAUCGGACAUGGAUCUGGUGGAAUUUUGCCGUUAAAGAGAUAACACAAAGAGGAGAAAGGAUUCUGCCCCACAGUAUUUGACAGACAGUUAAUCUCUGAGAAAUGUGAUGCACAUACGUCACAAAGACAGAUCACAAGUAUGAAAAAAAUCAGACUAAAACCAGGUCACUGAGGUCGAGGUUCAAAUGCUGUUAUAUUUAUUAGUUUUCCGAAGCUUUAGAGAGCGAGGCCACAUUUUCCCCGGCGUGGAGUUGUUUCACAUUCAAUCUGAUUGUAUUGAAGUGUUUGUCUUUCUGCAGCUUUAAAUACAGCGCUCCGUCUCUAUUAACUGAAUGUUUUUGGUUCACAACGAGUGUUUCACCAAACUCAAGUAUUUAUUUUAGACAAAUGACAUUUACCUACAGUAUGUGCUUUAAUACAUUUACUGCCUAUGACAAAAUACAAUUUAUUUUAACCACAUAUGUGCGUUCAUAUAUUUAUGCAGAAUAUUUAUUUAUAGGGGGUAAAUUGAUAGUUGGUUUCCAUGAUUUAUUAUUUGAUGCAGUAUGUGUUUGCACUUUUAUGUACUAUUUGUAUUUAUUUAUUUACGUAUGUAUUUAUUAUUGGCAGUUUUUAAUGAAUGCACUUGAAUUUUAUUGUGUUUCUGUCCGGGUAAGGCCCCACGUUGGCACCACACACACACUGUCAGGUUAGGGUUUUGAUUGCCAAAGGUCUGCUGAUGCUAAAUGUUUGUUUAUGAUAAACCAACUGCAUGCAUGAUGGUGAAGCUACAGAAACUGCUUGAACAUCAAGAAAUGCACCAUAAAACCAUUUGCAUUAAAAGUCUUUAUGCAUUAAAUGUCAGAAAAUAGUUUGCCCUAGCUGUUGUUAUGAAUAUUUCCUUUGCUCGGCCAGCAGAACAAGCAUUUAGAACAAACAAACAGCAAGAGUGAAUACAUCUGAGCAAAUAAAUGUAUGUUUUCUUGCUAGCUUAGUAGCGUAAAAACUAAUUGGCAUCAUCGAAAAAUCAUCAAAAAACAAUGAGCUGCCUGAUGCAAAAAAACCUCUGCUGUCGAUAUUCUCACUCUCUCAUGGAUGAACCUAUGUUUUUUUUAAGACCCCUGGUCUUUCCUCUAACAGCACCCGGGUUCAGGUGUAACCUGGGACUUCCACCAGAUCCGUGUUCAGUCCGUCUCCGAUCCACCCGGUGCCUGACUUCCCGUCCCGCUUGAUCUGCUCUGUUGAGAUUUAAGUGUUUUGCUCCGUCUGGCAAAAAUAGAAGUCUUGUGUAUCUGAUUCGGCAAAGUGGCACCCUCCAAAUCACAUAUGCAUUCGUAGUACAACGGAGCGGAUCCAGUAGAUGUUAACACAUUGACUAGAAUAGAAACUAUCAGAUCCUGUAACAUGACAGAUCGGAGACGGACCGAACACGGAUCCAGUGCAAUUUGGUCGUAAGUCUCCCAAGUGCACAAACUAAAUUUGAAAACAAGGCUUGCAGAUUUAUUUCUAUGCCCUGUCAUCUGACUUGCUAGACCUGAUAUUAGAACAGAAAAGUCUGGUUUUAGCGUCGUAGCCUACGUACGAAGGUCUGCGUAGCUCCCGUACCUACUCAGAGGCCUACGCAUGUAGCUGACGCGCACCUCCUCCAUUGAAUUGACGCGGACCACAAGCCCUGAUUGGUUCACUCGACUUAAUCUCCUCCAACGUCUCCUUUCUACCCUGUAACCAUUGCUGUAUGAUAAACAGCAACAUAUAUCAGCUCUAAAUUAAAAUAAUACUCUUGAAUUGCUGUGAAAGAGGAACCAGAAAAAAUAGCGGGGCCCGUAACAGGUGACCCGACGAUCAGAGACACCACACUGCCCUCAAGUGUUUCGGAGUAUUGCUAUGUGACACAGACACAUUGACGCACAAGUAUGUAGUGCUCACGUCCGUGUCGGUCACUGCUGCGUAGGGUCGACACAGAAGUAUAAACCAGGUUUAAGUCUGAUAUGUCACUCAUGGGUUAACUCGUGUAAGAUCUAUUCAGAUCAAAUAAAACAAACUUGUGUUACUGCAGCCCAAAACCAGAGCAUGUAAGAAAAGGGCCAACAAAAAACCACAUACUUUAAACCAAACCUGACCUUUAUACUAAAAUACAAACUGCUCAGAAGAGAUUAUGACGGACUGAAAAACUGACCGGAUGAAUGAAAGAAAGAGGAAGCGCUUAACUGAUGCUAACUUCAUUAGCUCGGACAAUAUUCAGGGCAGGCAGUCUGCGAGGGUAGGGCGUCUGACGCUCCUAAGAAGAUUUACCCUCUGUGUGUUUGUUGUUUCUCUCAGUCAGACAAAUCAAGUCUCUUUAUUUAUAGAACAUAUUUAAAAUCAACAAUUGUGGACCAACAUAUUCUGCAGAGAGAUUAAAUUAUGAUGUUGAGUUCAAUCAAACAAAAACACAGAGACAAUUGAAUAUGAACACAGACGACAAUAAGAGGAUACAAGUAUAUGAAUGAAAGCAUAGAAACAGCUACAGUUGCUACCUUUGCUUUAUAGUGAGUAUUCAACAGACCAAUGCCAACACAUGACAAUGGUUCUGAAGUGGCUGCCUGUAAUGAAGGACAGUGAUUUGUUGAUGCAUGUGACUGCUGAUCCAAGCAUUUUCAUUCUCAUCUCCUCAGCUGCUUUAACACGUCACCUAAGACGGCCCUAAAAACACAAGUAAUCUGAAUAUCAACUAAGAGCAUUUUCCACCAAACUCCUCAAGACACUGAAGGAGAAGGCAUUCAUCAUCAUACAUGUCUCACAAACAUCAUCAUGAACAUGAAAGCCCAUCAAUCAAAGAAAUACUCCAGAGACGCAGGUUUUUGAGAUUUUGUUUCUUCUUAAAGUAGGUCAGGCUAUUUUUAUUUUAGAAUCAAUUUGGUUAUAUCGUUGAAAUCCUCUUAAAAUCUCCAGAGCAAUCAAUAAAUCAAAUGCAAUGACAGAAAAUAGAGGAAAUAAAUCCAUUUCUAAUAUGAUUUUACAAACUACACUGGCAUGUGUCUGUUUGUACAUUUCAGUGUCAAGUGCCAAUGUUUGCAUUUUAGUGGAGUUAUGACUUACCUGAAGCCACACAACAAAAAUUUGGGCUGAGGGAAGAUUAAAAAUAAACACUGCAAGGUUUAAAAUUGUUUAACUACAUCAGGCUGAAUAAGUCACUUCCUAUGUGAAGUUUUGUCAUGGCACCUCUUAUUUUCAAAGUAGCUUACUGGAAUUUGCUGACACUUUACUUCCUGUUUACCUGUGAAGGUCAAAACAAUUAAUUCAUCUCUGCUGCGUUUGCCCUUUUCCCGCUCACAAAGAACACGCUGAUAUGACUACAGCACAGUCAGUUCUCCAAACUCCCCUGCAAUGGUCUGUUCCUCAAAGCAACAGUCCGCUAUAGAGAAAUAGCAGACCCCAAAAUGCCAUAAUUAACCAAUCAGAAUCAGCCGUGUAAUAAUGACUUUGUCUGAGGAAAAAAAGACAGCUGAAAACAAAGAUACCAAGCCAAGAGUCCUUUAAUUUUGCACUUCCUGCUUCCUGGCUUUUGUGUCAGUACCCCACUUGACCCGCAAUCCCACUAAAGUGACGUCAGAUAACUGAUACAAUUUUGGUUUAAUAAAAGCCUUAUCCCUGGUCCUACUUGGAAAUCUGUCUUGCAGGGUCAGUCUAAUCGACAAACAGCAUUAGCAUGUCUCGUCUCUCUGCCCUGUCCUGCCUCCUCUGUCCCUCUGCCCCGCCCUGUGUCCCUGACCCGUCCCCGUUUGUCUUCAUUCCCUGAUAUCUGAUGGCCAGCGGUGAACGGACAGAUGUUGUCGGCCAUCAGUGUGAUCAGCUGCAGUGAAGGGCAGGAUUUACUUGGUGUUAAAUCCAUGACAGCGUUUCCAUUUGAGAGAAAAAAAAAAAAAAAAAACGCAGUCGACUAAUGUGUCAGUGUCAUGCAACAGUUCAGCCUGAUUUUCACUGAGUCAAUCGCUCGGACGAUUAUCCUGCUUUCAGUCCCACUAGUAUUCUUAUUGUGUCAACAUUUUUAUGAUUUGAGAUAAAUCUUACUUAGUUUCAGUACUUACGUUCAUUUCAUGCAGUAGAUUAGGAAAAGAUUGAGUCAUAAAUGUUUAAGCAAGCUGACACACGCAAAAACUUCAUCUGCACACUAAGAAGAUUUGAUUCACUUAGGUGAAGCUCCAAACUCGUACAUUGUUUGCAAUCUAUCAGCAGAAUGAUUUCAUGAGACAGUAUUUGUGAGAUUUAAAGCUUUCACUCAGUUUGAAUCAGCUCUUUUUAUGCCUUUCCCCAUAUCGGGAAAUUAAGAGUUCAGACUGACUGAUAAAAAUACAAACUGAGAGGUAAAAAUGUUAAAAGAAGAUUAUUUGAAGAGGUUUGCCUGAAAAAUUAACUAGGAAUUAAUGUAUCAUGCUUUGGUGUCAGAAGGGAAAAAACUGCACGCGUGAAAGCAGAGCAGACACUGACACUAAUCAAGGAAGGCUGCACAUGACCCAGACAUCUGACACAGUUUCCGAAGUGGACUAUCACAUGACAGAGGUUGUCAUAAGCAGUGGUGUACUCAGGAUGGGGGGGGGGGGUGGACUGUCAUGUCAAAAAGAAAAAAAGAAACCGCGCUAAAUUGCCCUCUUGGAUUUCACUAUAGUAGAUGAAACACAAAAAAUUGCCUUAUCAGGUUCUCUUUCAGUGGAAAAAACAUGAAAAAGGACCCUCUGGAUGUCCAGGUAGUUAAUUGUUAUGUUGUGUUAUGUUAACUAUGUACUAUAAUCAAUAAUAUAGAAAGAAAGAAAUAGUUUCCUUUUUCAUAAUUCUAUUUCCAGCACAAUUGUUCUCAUAAAUAUUCACCAGAAUGCAGGAAAUUAAGUGUUAGCAGCUCAAAACUUUCUUGUUAACGCUGCCUCAAUACAUUUAAAUUCACCCUAAACUGUGAGUACAGGGGUUUGAAAGGAGGUGCCCUUAUUUGCGGGGUUUCUGCCCCUGCCCCUCAACCAGCCUGAGGACACCACUGACCAUGAGCAUUGCACCUUGCAGUAUUUAGAAAGUUACAGUGGCAAGGACAAACUUCCUUUAACAGGCAGAAACCUCCAGCAGGGUCAGACUCAUAUUAGACACACAUCUGCCUCGACCAAGUUGGGGUUGGACAUGUACUUCUCAUUCUAGCUGGAACCCACAAGAGCAAACAUGCAAUACACAUGACCGGAGUUGUAACAUAAACUGGUAAUCUAUCUCAUGAUCAACAGAACAUAUCGUUAUUUUCUCAUACAGUCAUAUCUCAGCUCCUCACAAUACAAGUCAACAAAGGCAAAUCCAACGGGUGACUAGUGGUGGCCAUGGCCCCCUUCAUGACAUCUGACUGGCCCCGGACAAAGUCCAAAGUUUCGGUUACUUUGAACAUACAUCCUUUAGACCAUAAAGAUUUUAGCUUAAAAGAUUUCAAUGCUGCACUCUGUUAUAAGUUAAGAAUGAAACACUUUUGGAAACUGCAAUGUCAGAAUUCAAAGUAGAUACGAGUAUUGAAGACAGAAAGAGUGAAUUUAUGAUAUUUAUUCAUGCAACCCCAGUGAAUUAAGUCUGGCUCCACCUGUGCAGGUCAAAUAUAACACAUGCAAAACACACAAAUACAGGUUUCUCAUACAGCAUGAUUCUCCCGGGCUGUAGUGUUGUUUGCCUUCAAUAAUAAGCCAUCAGUAAUUGUGGGUAAUUAGUAUUUAGUCAUUGUUUCCUUGCCUGUCCUCAAACUAAAUGAAACACCAAACCAGUGGACGACUCCUUAAAUCGUGUUUGACUUUAACCUGUAGAGUUUUCACGACCUAGAUUGUUGCUCUUUAACCAGUGUAGCAGGUGUAACAAGGUUCUAUAAACCAAAGACAAAGCGUCAAUGAAGGUGUCUGUGAGGUGUGGUGAGAAGCAGUUGUGUAACAUGGUGCAGCUUCUGUUUUGGAUUUUACCUGACACAUGACUCUUCAGUGCAAACACACUUUACACGUCACUUUAAGAUGAAACUCAACAGAAGGUGACACUGCAAUGUUUUUUUAUUUUUUGGGGGGGAUGUUUCCUUGAAUGGCACGAUUAUAAAAAUAUAUGAUGCAUCUCUCUGUAUCCUUCCUGAUUGCAGACUCUGCUUCUAGAUUCAUGUCGUUGGUUUGCAUCUGCGUCCUUUGCUGACAUUGAACGCUGUAAGCCAGACAGACCGAUGAGCAGGCCAGCUAAUGUUGUGACUGUGAUUUCUAAAAGUGUAUUUUUCCUCUGCUUUUGAUAUGAAAAAAAAAGCACCUGUAAUCUCUCCUCUCUGUGUUUCUAAGCUGCUCUAGCUUUUUCAGUCUUACAGUCGUGUAUCUGCUGUAUGUUUCAAAGCGCUCCUCUGGGCAGCCCGUCUGCUCUGUGUGUUGUACAAUAAAAGCAGUUUAUCUCA